AUGAAUUUCUAUAGCAUUGAUUGGGCUGUCCAGAUCGGCUUUGUCUGGUUCAAUGCUCCCACUGGCUUCUUCUCGAGAAAUGACUGCAUGACUCUGGAUGGCUUCGCCUCUGCUGAAGUUAGAUUUCUUCUCAUUUAUGCUGCUGUUCAUUCACCUUUUACACCUUCGUUGACUUGUUCCCUCCACACAUUCUUUCUUCCUUAUUUCCCCUUUUACGAUAUCCAUGACCAAAGCCGGCUUUGCUGUCGUUUUCGUUUUCUUCUUCUUUUUCUCUCGUUUAUUUGGCUGCGUCACCUUUGGUCGGCUAGAGGUGCGAUGUUAAUACUAAUCUGUCCCGCAUAUUUUGCCCUUUCUUUCUGCAUGUAUGACUUGUUCUCUCGCUGUUAG
Monascus purpureus is the source of this 387-nucleotide messenger RNA. The record is from the annotation of a GenBank genome assembly. NCBI's taxonomy places the organism in Eukaryota, Fungi, Ascomycota, Eurotiomycetes, Eurotiales, Aspergillaceae.